This is a messenger RNA of Closterium sp. NIES-65, 5319 nucleotides long. Lineage: Eukaryota; Viridiplantae; Streptophyta; Zygnematophyceae; Desmidiales; Closteriaceae. The record is from the annotation of a GenBank genome assembly.
AUGGACGUGGACCUCGACGUGGACGUGGACGUGGACGUGGUCGUGGACGUGGACGUGGACGCGGACGUGGACGUGGACGUAGACGCGGACGUGGACGUGGACGUGGACGUGGACGUGGAGGUGGACGUGGACGUGGUCAUGGACGUGGACGUGGACGUGGACCUGGACGUGGACGUGGACGUGGACGUGGACCUGGACGCAACGUGGACAUGUGGUCGUGGUCGUGGUCACGGACGUGGACGUGGACGCGGACGUGGUCGUGGUCGCGGACGUGGACGCGGACGCAGACGUGGACGCGGACGUGGACGUGGACGUGGACGUGGUCGUGGACGUGGACGUGAACGUGGACUAGGAUGUGGACGUGGACGUGGACCUGGACGUGGACGUGGACGUGGCCGUGGUCGUGGACGUGGACGUGGACGUGGUCGUGGACGUGGACGUGGACGUGGUCGUGGACGUGGACGUGGACGUGGUCGUGGACGUGGUCGUGGAGGACGUGGACGUGGACGUGGACUUGGUCCUGGACGUGGUCGUGGACGUGGACGUGGACCUAGACGUGGACGUGGACGUGGACGUGGAGAUGGUCGUGGACGUGGAGUGGAUGUGGACGUUGACGUUGACGUGGACGUGGACGUGGUCGUGGACGUCGACGUGGACGUGGACCUGGAUGACAUGGACGUGGACGUGGACGUGGAGGACGUGGACGUGGACAUGGAGGACGUGGACGUGGACGUGGAGGACGAGGACGUGGACGUGUACGUGGACCUCGACGUGGAGGACGAGGACGUGGACGUGUACGUGGACCUGGACGUGGAGGACGUGGACGUGGACGUGGACGUGGACGUGGUCGUGGACGUGGACGUGGACGUGGACGUGGUCGUGGAUGUGGAUGUGGACCUGGACGUGGACGUGGACUUGGACGUGGACGUGGACGUGGACGUGGUCGUGGACGUGGACGUGGACGUGGACCUGGACGUGGUCGUGGACGUGGUCGUGGAGGACGUGAACGUGGACGUGGUCCUGGACGUGGUCGUGGACGUGGACGUGAACCUGGACGUGGACGUGGACGUGGAUGUGGACGUGGACUUGGACGUGGACGUGGACGUGGAGAUGGUCGACGUGGACGUGGACGUGGACGUGGAGGACGUGGUCGUGGACGCGGAGGACGUGGACGUGGACGUAGAGGACGAGGACGUGGACGUGGACCUGGACGUGGACGUGGAGGACGAGGACGUGGACGUGGAGGACGUGGACGAGGACGUGGACGUGGACGUGGUCGUGGACGUGGAUGUGGACCUGGACGUGGACGUGGACGUGGACGUGGUCGUGGACGUGGACGUAGACGUGGACAUGGACCUGGACGUGGACCUGGACGUGGACGUGGACUUGGACGUCGUGGACAUGGACGUGGACCUCGACGUGGACGUGGACCUCGACGUGGACGUGGACCUCGACGUGGACGUGGUCGUGGACGUGGACGUGGACGCGGACGUGGACGUGGACGUGGACGCGGACGUGGACGUGGACGUGGACGUGGACGUGGUCCUGAACGUGGACGUGGACGUGGACCUGGACGUGGACGUGGACGUGGACCUGGACGCAGUCGUGGACGUGGACCUGGAUGUGGAUGGGGAUGCGGUCGUGGACGUGGACGUGGACGUAGACGCGGACGUGGACGUGGGCGUAGACGUGGACGUGGACGUGGACAUCGACGUGGUGGACGUGGACGUGGACGUGGACGUGGACCUGGACUUGGACAUUGACGUGGGCGUGGACGUGGACGUGGUGGACGUGGACGUGGAUGUGGUCGUGGACGUGGACGCGGACGUGGACGUGGACGUGGUCAUGAACGUGGACGUGGACUUGGACGUGGACGUGGACGUAGAUGUGGUCGUGGACGUGGACGUGGACGUAGACGUAGACGUGGUCGUGGUCGUAGACGUGGACGUGGACGAGGACGUGGUCGUGGUCGCGGACGUGGACGCGGACGCAGACGUGGACGUGGACGUGGUCGUGGACGUGGACGUGGACCAGGACGAGGACGUGGACGUGGACCUGGACGUGGACGUGGACGUGGCCAUGGUCGUGGACGUGGACGUGGACCUGGUCGUGGACGUGGACGUGGACGUGGUCGUGGAUGUGGACGUGGACGUGGUCGUGGAGGACGUGGACGUGGACGUGGUCCUGGACGUGGUCGUGGACGUGGACGUGGACGUGGACCUAGACGUGGACGUGGACGUGGACUUGGACGUGGACAUGGACGUGGACGUGGAGAUGGUUGUGGACGACGUGGACGUGGACGUGGACGUGGAGGACGUGGACGUGGACGUGGAGGACGUGGACGUGGACGUGGAGGACGAGGACGUGGACGUGGAGGACGUGGACCUGGACGUGGAGGACGAGGACGUGGACGUGGACGUGGACCUGGACGUGGAGGACGUGGACGUGGACGUGGUCGUGGACGUGGACGUGGACGUGGUCGUGGACGUGGACGUAGACGUGGACGUCGACCUGGACGUGGACCUGGACGUGGACGUGGACUUGGACAUGGACGUGGACACGUGGACCUGGACGUGGACGUGGACGUGGACGUGGACGUGGACGUCGAGAACGUGGACGUGGACGUGGAGGACGUGGACGUGGACGUGGACAUGGCAAGGUCGUGGACAUGGACGUGGACCUCGACGUGGACGUGGACGUGGACGUGGUCGUGGACGUGGACGUGGACGUGGACGUGGACUAGGACGUGGACGUGGACGUGGAUGUGGACGUGGUCGUGGACGUGGUCGUGGACGUGGCCGUGGACGUGGUCGUGGACGUGGUCGUGGACGUGGACCUGGACGUGGACGUGGACUUGGACGUGGACGUGGACGUGGACGUGGUCGUGGACGUGGACGUGGACGUGGUCGUGGACGUGGACUUGGACGUAGACGUGGACCUGGACGUGGAUGUGAACGUGGACGUGGACGUGGACGUGGAGGAGGUGGACGUGGCGUGGACGUGGUCUUGGACGUGGACGUGGACGUGGUCGUGGACGUGGAUAUAGACUUGGUCGUGGACGUGGACGUUGACGUGGACGUGGACGUGGUCGUGGACGUGGACGUGGUCGUGGUCGUGGUCGUGGUCGUGGACGUGGACGUGGACGUUGACGUGGACGUGGACGUGGUCGUGGACGUGGACGUGGACGUUGACGUGGACGUGGACGUGGUCGUGGAUGUGGACGUGGUCGUGGACGUGGACGUGGACGUGGACGUGGAGGACGUGGACGUGGACGUGGACGUGGACGUGGUCGUGGACGUGGACGUGGACGAGGACGUGGACGUGGACGUGGACGUGGACGUGGACCUGGACGUGGACGUGGACUUGGACGUGGACGUGGACGUGGACGUGGAUGUGGACGUGGUCGUGGACGUGGACGUGGACGUGGUUGUGGACGUGGACGUGGACGUGGACGUGGACGUGGUCGUAGACGUGGACGUGGACGUUGACGUGGACGUGGACGUGGUCGUGGAUGUGGACGUGGUCGUGGACGUGGACGUGGACUUGGACACGUGGACCUGGACGUGGACGUGGACGUGGACGUGGACGUGGACGUGGACGUCGAGAACGUGGACGUGGACGUGGAGGACGUGGACGUGGACGUGGACAUGGCAAGGUCGUGGACAUGGACGUGGACCUCGACGUGGACGUGGACGUGGACGUGGUCGUGGACGUGGACGUGGACGUGGACGUGGACUAGGACGUGGACGUGGUUGUGGACGUGGUCGUGGACGUGGUCGUGGACGUGGCCGUGGACGUGGUCGUGGACGUGGUCGUGGACGUGGACCUGGACGUGGACGUGGACUUGGACGUGGACGUGGACGUGGACGUGGUCGUGGACGUGGACGUGGACGUGGACGUGGUCGUGGACGUGGACUUGGACGUAGACGUGGACGUGGACGUGGAUGUGAACGUGGGCGUGGACUUGGACGUGGACGUGGACGUGGACGUGGCGUGGACGUGGACGUGGUCGUGGACGUGGACGUGGUCGUGGACGUGGUGGACGUGGACGUGGUCGUGGACGUGGUGGACGUGGACGUGGACGUGGACGUGGACCUGGACCUGGACUUGGACAUUGACGUGGGCGUGGACGUGGACGUGGUGGACGUGGACGUGGAUGUGGUCGUGGACGUGGACGUGGACGCGGACGUGGACGUGGACGUGGUCAUGAACGUGGACGUGGACUUGGACGUGGACGUGGACGUAGAUGUGGUCGUGGACGUGGACGUGGACGUGGUCGUGGUCGUAGAUGUGGACGUGGACGAGGACGUGGUCGUGGUCGCGGACGUGGACGCGGACGCGGACGUGGACGUGGACGCAGACGUGGACGUGGACGUGGACGUGGACGUGGUCGUGGUCGUGGACGUGGACGUGGACCAGGAUGUGGACGUAGACGUGGACCUGGACGUUGAGGUGGACGUGGCCAUGGUCGUGGACGUGGACGUGGACGUGGUCGUGGACGUGGAUGUGGACCUGGUCGUGGACGUGGACGUGGUCAUGGACGUGGUCGUGGAGGUUGUGGACGUGGACGUGGUCCUGGACGUGGUCGUGGACGUGGACGUGGAACUAGACGUGGACGUGGACGUGGACCUGGACGUGGACGUGGACGUGGACGUGGAGAUGGUCGUGGACGACGUGGACGUGGACGUGGACGUGGACCUGGACGUGGAGGACGUGGACGUGGACGUGGUCGUGGACGUGGACGUGGACGUGGUCGUGGAUGUGGAUGUGGACCUGGACGUGGACGUGGACGUGGACUUGGACGUGGACGUGGACGUGGACGUGGACGUGGUCGUGGACGUGGACGUAGACGUGGACGUGGACCUGGACGUGGACCUGGACGUGGACGUGGACUUGGACGUGGACGUGGACGUGGACGUGGAGGACGUGGUCGUGGUCUUGGACGUGGACGUGGACGUGGACGUAGACGUGGACCUUGACGUGGACGUGGACGUGGACGUGGACGUCGAGAACGUGGACGUGGACGUGGAGGACGUGGACGUGGACGUGGACAUGGCAAGGUCGUGGACAUGGACGUGGACCUCGACGUGGACGUGGACGUGGACGUGGUCGUGGACGUGGACGUGGACGUGGACUAGGACGUGGACGUGGACGUGUACGUGGUCGAGGACGUGGUCGUGGACGUGGCCGUGGACGUGGUCGUGGACGUGGUCGUGGACCUGGACCUGGACGUGGACGUGGAAUUGGACGUGGACGUGGACGUGGUCGUGGACGUGGACGUGGACGUGGACGUGGUCGUGGACGUGGACUUGGACGUAG